AUACCCAAAACCUCUCAAAAAACCACCCCACCACCACCAAGAGAAAGGAAAAAUAAUCCCAUCAUCAUCAACAACAGCAAUGCUUCACAUUUUCCUCCUUUUCUCCCUUAUCUUCACUUCCACCAAUGUCCUCGCCCAGGACUUUUGUGUUGCGAACACGGCUUCGGGCAUUGUUACCCCAUCAGGUUACCCUUGCAUAAUGGAAGCAAAUGUAACCUCCGACGACUUCGCUUUUUCGGGUCUCGGUGUCCCAGGUAAUACGUCGAACAUCAUAAGUGCAGCUGUGACACCAGCAUUCGUUGGUCAAUACCCAGCCGUCAACGGACUAGGCCUGUCCGCCGCAAGGCUGGACUUGGCUCCGGGUGGUGUAAUCCCAAUGCACACUCACCCUGGUGCCAACGAGCUCCUUUACGUGGUCCAUGGUCACAUCACUUGUGGGUUCAUUUCAUCGGCUAAUAAAGUUUACUUGAAGACCUUGAAAAGAGGUGAUGUCAUGGUUUUCCCUCAAGGGUUAUUGCAUUUUCAGAUCAACGCCGCCGGCAAACGACCGUCGCUCGCCAUUGUUACCUUCAGUAGCCCCAAUCCCGGACUUCAAAUCCUUGAUUUCGCGUUGUUUGCUAAUGAUUUGCCGUCGUCUUUGUUGGAGAAAUCAACGUUCCUUGAUGAUGCUCAAGUUAAGAAGCUUAAGGGUGUUCUUGGUGGAACUGGUUAAGCCAUAUUUGAUUUGUUGUUUAUUUAGUUGUGUAAUAUUUUUUUGUUAAACGAUGCUGUUUGUGAUGUACGUUUUUUUUUUUUUUUUACUUUUUAUCUUUCUUUCUGAACGAUGUCGUAUUAGGGUUUACAUUCUUGUGUUUUUCUCUCGAUUCAGUAGUGUAUUGUGUUUAACGUUGUGUUUUAUCA
Messenger RNA from Gossypium arboreum, 900 nucleotides. RefSeq names its product germin-like protein subfamily 3 member 1. Gene Ontology annotation, molecular function: manganese ion binding. Gene Ontology annotation, cellular component: cell wall. The coding region runs from base 80 to 712 and encodes 210 amino acids. The record is from RefSeq and is a predicted model, not a curated record. The transcript has a single exon. NCBI's taxonomy places the organism in Eukaryota, Viridiplantae, Streptophyta, Magnoliopsida, Malvales, Malvaceae.